Messenger RNA from Eubalaena glacialis (North Atlantic right whale), 2739 nucleotides. It is a transcript of the gene QTRT2, whose product is annotated as queuine tRNA-ribosyltransferase accessory subunit 2. Gene Ontology annotation, molecular function: tRNA-guanosine(34) queuine transglycosylase activity. The record is from RefSeq and is a predicted model, not a curated record. Lineage: Eukaryota; Metazoa; Chordata; Mammalia; Artiodactyla; Balaenidae. The transcript has 9 exons. Bases 46 to 1326 code for a protein of 426 amino acids.
CCCACAUGCCUCAACGAAGAUCCCGCGUGCCGCAACUAAGACCCGAUGCAGCCAAAAGACCUAGAGGAACCCCUUAGGAUGAAGCUAAGUCUUACCAAGGUGGUUAAUGGCUGUCGCCUAGGAAAAAUAAAAAACCUAGGCAAAACAGGGGACUGCACCAUGGACAUUCCAGGCUGCCUUCUGUACACCAAGACUGGCUCUGCCCCACACCUGACCCAUCACACGCUGCAUAAAAUCCACGGGGUUCCUGCCAUGGCUCAGCUUACACUGUCAUCACUGGCAGAACAUCAUGAAGUCUUGGCAGAAUAUAAGGAAGGAGUUGGAAAGUUUAUAGGCAUGCCAGAAUCACUCUUGUACUGCUCCCUGCAUGAUCCAGUCAGCCCUUGCCCAGCUGGUUAUGUAACAAAUAAGUCAGUGUCUGUGUGGGGUGUUGGAGGACGAGUGGAAAUGACUGCCUCCAAGUUCAUGGCAAUUCAGCAGGCCCUUCAGCCAGACUGGUUCCAGUGCCUUUCAGAUGGAGAGGCAACUUGUGAUGAAACCACUUCCAUAAAAAGAGCCAGAAAGUCUGUGGACCGAUCGCUUCUAUUCCUGGAUAAUUGUCUGAAGCUACAGGAAGAGUCAGAGGUCCUCCAGAAAAGUAUGAUCAUUGGAGUGAUUGAAGGUGGAGAUGUGAUGGAGGAGAGGCUGAGGUCAGCACGAGAGACAGCCAAGCGGCCUGUAGCUGGCUUCCUUCUGGAUGGCUUUCAAGGGACUCCAACAACCCUGGAGACUAGACUGCACUUGCUGUCAUCAGUCACUGCGGAGCUACCGGAGCACAAACCGAGGCUCAUCUGCGGUGUUAGCCAGCCAGAUGAGGUGCUCGAGUGUAUUGAAAGAGGAGUGGACUUAUUUGAGAGUUUUUUCCCUUAUCAAGCAACAGAGCGGGGAUGUGCCCUGACCUUCAGCUUUGAUUACCAGCCGAAUCCUGAAGAGACAUUAUUGCAACAAAAUGGGACACAGGAAGAAGUAAAAUAUGUGGAUCAAACAAAGAAAAGUAAAACAACCAGUUGCAACCAAGAAAUGACAUCAUUUGAAAUUAAUCUGAAGGAAAAAAAGUACCAGGAGGACUUUGAUCCGCUCGUGAGGGGGUGUCCCUGUUACUGCUGUAAGAAUCACACUCGUGCGUACAUCCACCAUCUGCUGGUGACCAACGAGCUGUUGGCUGGCGUCCUGCUUAUGAUGCACAACUUUGAACACUACUUUGGAUUUUUCCAGGCCAUCCGGGAAGCACUAAAAAGUGACCGACUGGCACAGUUGAAAGAGCUCAUCCACAGGCAAGCAUCUUGAGACCUGGUACGCAUAAUCUGACUCUUCACGUUGAGCCUGCACCACGGUUGUAAUGUGGGAAGAAGAGAGCAGGAAGUGAUCUUCACUUUAAUCACUUAUAUUUGAGAAUGAAGUCUACUCAAAUAAGGAACAUCUGUACUGUACUCUGCCCACCUGAGGCUAAAGAGACUUCUUCUUUAGAGUCAGACUGAAAUGACCUAGAAUGACCUAGAUUGAUCAGAAAGAAUUGAAACCUGACCUUGAAUAUUUCUGCGCUAACCCUUUUAGUCAACAGAGAUUCGUUUAGUCAAAGAUAAAAGCUUUAGAUGUGAAGGGACAGCCUUGAAGUGGGGAUGAUGAGAAUCUGAGGGUUCACUGAGUUGGAUUGGAGCUUGAAGGGAGUUGAUUGGUCAUGAGUAGCAUGACCUCUGUGGACACAUGCCUGUUGACCAAGAAGGAAUUUGUCUGAUUCAAGAGUUUUCUUCAUUUUAAUCCUUAUAUUCUCAGGGGUCUCUUUUGGACACUUGGCCUUCCAAGCUGUCCUGGCAGUGCAAUCAACCAGAAAUGACUCUUGUGAUUUAACCACGCUCACAUCUCCAUGGAAUGUGGAGCUCACACAUUGCUCCAAUGGCCAGUUGGCCCAGGGCACACUCUUCGUUUGACCCUAUGGUCUUUCUGUGACUUGUCUCACUAGAGUCAGCACAGUUGCCUAUUAGGAGCUGAAAGUUUGCCUAGCUGCUUUCAUCUGGUCGUACAGAUCCACUGUGGUCUGCCUUUUAGUCUCAUUAAGAGUCGAACCACAUAAUAACUGGAGCUACGUCACCUGGAGAGAUUCAGUCACCGUGUGUUCACUUGGACGGAGCCCUGGCCUGCCAGUUAGAGGAUUGGGUUUCAGUUCUACUAAACUAUGACACUUGGGCAAAUCACUUAACCUCUCCGUGCCUGUUUCCUCCUGAACAAAUGGGGACAGGCAAAGUGAAUAGUACUAAACGAAUUUCUAAGGUUCCAUCUAGCUCUAAUAUUUGGGGAACAAGAAGUUUUAGAUUGGAACCAUAGCUUUAUGUGUAUCCUUGUUUAUUGAUCACUAUUGGCCUGAUAAAAAAUGCAGUGGUGCCAGGAGUCAGGCAACAGUAGAGAUAUUUGAGAGCCUAAACAGGUUUAGCCUGUAGAUUUUAAAGUGGUUGGUAAAUUGGCAUCAGCAGGUCCUGAGGCUGGGAAGACCUUCGCUGAUCACCUCUCAUUCUCUGAAUUUUUUUCUGCUCUUGUCAAAGGAAUGACAUUCAUGUUGAUAGUGUGACAGGUGAUUUUUAUUUUCUUUGUGCUUUUCUAUAUUUGUCCAGUUUUCUAUAAGAAUACACAUACAUGCACGUUUCACACAUAGUUUUUAUAAAAACAGCAGAACCAAAAAGAUGCCUUUGUUUUGUUUGUAGGGGU